UUUUUUUUUCUGUUUGACUUCGCCGCUGUCUCUUCCCUGCUUCUUGUCGUUUCUACGUAGUUUUCUGGGACUGAAAGCAAAAUGGCAACUCCCGAGGCGAACGCUGCAGCUGCCGCGGCGCCAGUCGAGCAGAACGCUGUGGGGUCGGCGGACCAGGGCAAAGAUUCUCAGCCGGAAAUGACUCCAGAAAAGCACGAAGGAAAGAACGUGUGCAAUGAGGAGAAAGAGCUCAGCCGCAAGCGGAAGAGAGGCGGACACGAGGACUCAUUUUUCCCCAAAAAACGCGAGGAGAUGACUCCUGAACAGCUGAAACAAAGAAUCAAGAGACAGGUGGAGUACUACCUUUCAGACGAAAGUCUCGCGUACGACGCCUUCUUCCAAAGCAAAAUGCGCGAGGCUGCACAACAAGGAAAAGGAGAGUCUCUGGAUCUGCGCUUCGUGCUGAGCAGCCCGCGAAUCAAGUCUCUGAAUCUGACCAAGGCAGAGAUCCUGGCGGCCAUCGCAGAUUCAGUGGCCGUGAAAGUGAAGGAAGAGGCAGACGGAACGACGCUGCUUUACCGCGAGACGCCUCUUCCGGAACUCCAAGAAAGACCCCAGCGAACUGCAUGCGCCCGCAGGGAAGACGGCAGUGGUGGAGCCUCCAGACUCCCCCAAGGAGUUGGCAGAGACCCUCACGCUGCUGGCGUUUUCCUCAAGUUAUGCGACAUUCCAGAAAGCGUGCAACAGUGGCAACAAGUCAAGGACGCCAUCAAGGAGACUCUCCCCGGGGAGGUCUUCGUGAAGUUCGUUUCGAAAAUCGAGGAGGUGUCUGUCUCCGCUGACAAGAAGACGCGGCGGUGCUGGGUGUAUCUGGGCUCGUUUGAGGACGAUCGCGAAACUCUCCAGAAGAUGCAGCCGAUCAAAAUUCCUCUCGGUGACGGCGAGGCAGAGGCAUACAUUUUGACUGACCAGGAGGUUCGCCUUUGCGUCCAAGAUCUUCCACCCAGGAUUCGAACCGCUCGCGAAAAAGAUCUGCAGACGCUGAGAAGGCAACUGGCUGCACUGCCGCUGUCGCUCGGAGGCAUCCCCUUCAAGAGCGUCGAACACCUGCGCAUGUGCAUGGCAGAAUUUCUCCAGAAGACGCCCGUAGACCAGGCGCUAAAACCUAACUCGGCAGCCGAAAAAGCAGUCAAAGGUCUCCUGGACUACCACCCAAAAGCGUACAUCAAGAAGGGCGGCCGCGACCGAGAAGUCGUUGGCAUCAAAGUCGGCCUCCACGACAAACGCGAUAGCCAAUCUGGAGAGCGCAGCAAGUGCUUCUUCGUCGUCCGCAAAAAGAAAGGUGCAGAGGAGGACGAAGAGGACGUAGAGGACUUUUCCGUGAGCAAGUGCAUUUCUGAGUUGGCAAAGGAUCCGCCCUGCGAGGCGGAGGAACUGAACAAGUUGCUGCGAAAGCGUUACGAGUCGGUCGCGCAGCAGCGAGCGCAUGCAGCUGAACAGGCUCAGAAGAGGCGCAAGAUUCGUGAAGAAGCUGCGCGAGUGACUGGCGCGGCGACUGCAGUUGCGGAGUCUUCAGAGACGAGUGAGAAAGACGAGAAACAGGGUGCUGAGUCGAACAAGAACAACGACGGUCCUGUUGCGGAGCCUGCUGCGACAGCGCCCAAAGAGGGUCAAACGGCAGCUGAGGACAGUGCGCAGAUCGCAGAGGCGAAGGUGGAAUCCCAGACGGCGUAGCUUACACCUGGGGCUGCAGCCUUCUCGAUUUCUUUGAGAUGUGCUGAGAGGCUAACAGUGGCGACACUUCAAUGGAACACUUCUGGGAAAACGUCUCUCGGAGAGUCCGGGGUCGAGGCUAGUGUUCGUUGCGACAUCUACAAACAGCAACCCCCAAACGCACGUGUAUUUGUAAAGGUCGAGUGUUGACAUUUCUCUUUCGAGAUGCCUCUCUUUUUUCUAGGUCUACCCUGGAAAACGUACCGCUGGAAAACCUACACUUGAUAUACCCGAUUGUUUCUCUCACGCCUUGUGUGUCGCUUGGACUUUUCGGAGUUCCUUUUGAUUAAGUAAAGGAGCACCUGGUCUGCAGAUUUCCUCCUUGCUCUGCCUACACUUUUCUAAACAUGGGGACUCUAAAUUGUUCCGCUGCCAACAGAGAGAUCAGCAUGGCAAACGUGUGUUGUAGGUGUACA
Messenger RNA from Toxoplasma gondii ME49, 2168 nucleotides. RefSeq lists its product as hypothetical. NCBI's taxonomy places the organism in Eukaryota, Apicomplexa, Conoidasida, Eucoccidiorida, Sarcocystidae. The transcript is spliced from 6 exons. Bases 82 to 1713 code for a protein of 543 amino acids. The record is from RefSeq and is a predicted model, not a curated record.